AUGGACGCGAUAAAAAUCACGCGAGGAAGGACAAGGAGGAGCCAAGGCGCCGGCGACGCGCUGGGAGGACCGAGCCCGGCGGCCGCGGGGGGCCCCGAGAGCAGCCCCCGAGCGAAGGAGCUGGCGGCGGGAGCGCCGGCCCCCUCGAGGAGGAGGCAUCGGGAAGGGCGAGGGGGAAGCGGCCCUGGAGGGCGGCAGAGCCCCCAUAUCCCCGUUCGCUCGAAGGCCCGGCGGCGCGGUCCGAAGUUCGGGCUGAGAACCGGAGAGCGGCGCCGAGGGGAGCGGCGGGAUGGGCGCCGGGCUGGCCUCCCUCCCCCAGGCCGGGAGCGGCAUCGCUGUUCGGCCGUGCAGGUCCAGCCCAGCAGAACAGCUUAUCCUCCAUCGCCCACAAACGCCCUGCUGGGGUGUCAAAUCUGCCCCAGCGUCUGUCUGGACAUUUUCUCCUACCCAGAAGAGCAAGACUGUGACACUCAUGAGAGAAGUCUGGAGAAGCAAGCCCUCCUCUCACGUGGACACCAGGCACUAGAUAAAUUUGGCAUUGAAGUCAAAAAGAGAAGGAAAUGUAGCACCAUGUGUCAUCAGAUUACCAAAGAUAGUACAGUCCUUAUCAAUCUAUGAAUGCUGAAUGGAAGAAUUAACUGCACUGACCCUUUUGGGAAACUACAUUUUAUCCUGGGAAAGUGGAGAAAAAGAGAAAUCACUCAAUCACUUCUAAGAAUGAUUUAAAAAAACAGACCAGUUGAAAGCAAUCUCUCCACCCUGUCAGGUUACACAGUUGGUUCAAAAAUAUUUCAUGCCAUGCCUCAACCGUAAACACUAACAGUAUUCAGGCUGUAGUUUUGAUUGCAAAACGUCACUACAGUCCUAGAUGCAUUGUUUCAUUCAUCUGAAUUUCUUUCCAAUGGACAUUUACCUCUGAACUUUCUGGAUUUACAGUGACUACUUCUGUAAUUAUUUCUUUGUGCCUGUGAUUUUUCACCCACAAAUUACAAAUACUUGCUCUCAGCAUGACCAUAGAAUUUCAAGAGCUUUCUUUUCUCCUUGGUAUUUGCUCUGCUUCCACUCAAUCCUAUACCAGUAAGUGAGUACCUAUAAACAAGUAAAUCCAGGGACAGGAACUGUAAUACCUAUAUAUUAUUUAGCUACUGGCUUUCAAAACAGAGGGCAGAUUCAGAGCAGAUGGCAUCCUAACUGAAUAAAUGGUUCAACUUGACCUUUCUGUGCUUCUACCUUCCUUUCUCCCAAUCAGUUCCACCUAUCAUUCCUCACAUAUUCUGCAAAUAAAAUCAAACAUCAUUUGCUUGUGUUCCUGUCAGCCUACACAGAAUUGUCUCGUGUUAUUACUGUUAUUUACGUGACCCAGGUGACAUAUUGAUGAAAACAUACUCAGAGCACAGAGACUUCUCUACCCACUCCAGAGCAAUGGUGUCAACAACAAUCUACAAUCAACCAACAAUACAAAUUACUAUCAUGUAGUAUGAUCAUUUACAAAACUGAUUUUUAAGGAGCAUUCUUUUGCAAUUCCCUCAUCUGUAAAUUCUGACCUUCACAUUCACAUCUCCAGGUACCUGCCCUUCCUGUUCCUCUCGGUUCUCAUUCUGAACUCACUACCACACUCUGAAAAAGCAGAUUCCCACAACUGUUUUACAAUCUUCUGCUGAAAUUGUUCCUCACUGUAAAAUCUGCAAAUGAAAAUUCUCUCCAAUUGUAUAUUAAAAGCACGUGAUAUUUUCUUUUGGUGGCUUCUCUAAGUCAUUUAAAUGUACUGACACCAGCAGAGUUAUUAAUAUAAGUUUUCUGAUACCCUUUUUUCAAUCUGUUCCUUUCCAGUUCUGCUAGACAUGAGGGGUUCCCAAGGAA
This is a messenger RNA of Empidonax traillii (willow flycatcher), 1860 nucleotides long. RefSeq lists its product as uncharacterized. The record is from RefSeq and is a predicted model, not a curated record. Lineage: Eukaryota; Metazoa; Chordata; Aves; Passeriformes; Tyrannidae. Bases 1 to 618 code for a protein of 205 amino acids. The transcript has 3 exons.